CUUGAUUCCCCCCAAAAGACCAGUGUAUAACAGAAUAAGCAUUCAUUUUAAGCGGAACACAGACCACUAAAAAGGGAAGUUUUUUUCCUGUUUAGGAAGAGGAGGCGGUAGCGGACUAAAAUGCAGCACAUGGGGGUGGGGUAUGAUAAAAGUUCGUCGUCUUAUUUCUAGUCGAUUUCCUGCGUUUUAAUGGAGAAUCAGCCGAUAAUGAACCACCAAAACCCAAAUUAUGGAGUGGCCAACCCCGGGUACCUCCCGGCAGCAGAAGGUGGGGCAGCUAUGUUCGCCCCACCCGCAGCAGACUUCCAGGGCCCCAGUGCUCCUCCGGCCAGUAUGUUUGACAGCGUGCCUGGCUAUGAAGGAACAGUGGCGGGAGGAGGAGGUGGAUUUCUACCUCCUCCAAUGCCUGCUUACCCAGUUCCUCAGCCUGAACCUGGACCUCACCAACCACAUUGGAAUAUCCCGUCUAUCAGCGAGGACACUGCCCGGGAUGCGUUUGUCCUGUUUGCCUCCAGCAAAUGCUGCUACAGUGCAGCACCAGCAAAGGAUGGUGUGAUCACCAGUAUGGAUGCAUUUAAUACUUACAGGUACCGCCUGGAAACCUUCACUGAAUCACGAUCUACAGAGUGGAAGCAGGAUCCAUACCAUGGCCAGCCUGUGGAUGCCUUUGCCCAACCUCCACCAGGGCCGUGGGAUAUUCCUGCAAAAUCCCCCACCUUUUUUGUGGAUGACAAGCAGGUUAUAAAGGUUCCCAACACAUCCUCUUUGAAGGGCUGCCAUGCUUGUGUGGGAAUGGGGAGAAAACCUUGCAAAGACUGUGUUGGUGCUGGAAAUAAAGUUUGUUGGGUCUGCAAUGGAUCCGGUUUCCGCCACGGAGAUGAUCGAUGCGACCGCUGCAGUGGCAGAGGGAGGGAAAAUUGCAGCCACUGUCACGGGCAAGGAUCGAAGCAAUGUGACACAUGUCAUGGAAAACAACAGCUUCUGGUCUACAUCAACGUCACUGUGAAAUGGACCAACAACACUGAUAACUAUGUUGUGGAACAGUCAAGUGGACUGCAGUUGGACAACCUGAGCAAUGUGUCUGGCAAGGAGCUUUUCAAAGACACUCAGUACAUGGUUUACCCAGUGACCGGCCUUCCAGAUGUUACAGUGGUGAAUGCUGCACAGCGCCUCGUCAGAGAACACCAGAACAAGUUCUGCCAGAACUCACGUAUUCUACAACAGCGUCAGACCAUAGAGCUGAUCCCCGUCACCAAAGUGACCUACUCAUGGAAAGGGAAAUCGCACGUUUACUUUGUGUACGGAAAUGAGUUCAGAGUCAGUGCAGAUAAUUAUCCUGCUACCUGUUGCUGUACUGUCAUGUAAUUGAAAUGCUUUCAUACAAAGGUAAUUCAAUUCCAGAUCAUUGGCUGUCAAAAUUAAGCAGUUUUACUACUAGUCACUUUUACUGAUUAAUGGGAGGUUCCCUGACAUGUAGGCAUAUAAGUCAUUUUUUAAGUUUAUCUAAGAAGAGGUCAACAAGCCAUUUAAGCAAGGAUGCCAUUUAAGUCAGAGGAACUAAUGAAAUCCAUUCAAUAAGUGAUCUUAUACGCCAAGCAGACAGUGAAUUUUCCUUUGAGCCGCUACAACAUUAGUAAGUAAGUAAGUAAGUAAAGUUUAUUUGUAUAGAACCAUUCACAGAUACACAUCACAAAGUGCUUUACAUUAAAACAAGUACACAAUUAAUCAAAAUAAAAUAGCAGAGAACAGUAAUAAGCGCAGGGGAGAACAGAUAAAAUCAUAACAAUAAAACUAAUAAGCACAGUGAUGCAUAAGAAUCAAAUGUUACUGAGAAAUAAAAGCAGAAUAAUCAAUUAUAACUAAGUUAAACUAAUAAUAAUAAUAAUAUCAUUGUUAUUAUUGUAUGCCAUGUAUCAAUCAAUUGUUAUCUGUAUAGCACCAAUUCAUAACAAGUAUUAUCUUGAGAUGCUUUAUGGGAUAAUAUGCAGGCAGGAUUUCUCCUUUGUGUGCAUGACCUAAUAAAGAAAAUGCUUAUUGAUAACAUGUAAAAAUUAGUAAAUGAUACACUCUUUACACAUUUAUGUCAGUAAUGUUGUCGUUUCCAUCAUAAAUCAAAAUGUUUUAUACUGAAUAUUUUUUGCAUUAUUAAACUAUUAGUAACAUGUGUAACGUGA
Molecule: messenger RNA, 2174 nt
Organism: Labrus mixtus (cuckoo wrasse)
Lineage: Eukaryota; Metazoa; Chordata; Actinopteri; Labriformes; Labridae
Product: protein SSUH2 homolog
Exons: 14
Coding region: 190-1365 (391 amino acids)
Molecular function (GO): heat shock protein binding
Source: RefSeq, a predicted model, not a curated record